UUAAUAGCUAAGCCUGGCUGAAAGGAUUCUUCUGCUCUUUGGCUCUUAGAGUGACGAAAUCUUGCUGUAAUUUGAGAACAGAUACCUCUUCUGCAGCAUAUCAUUAGCCAAAAAAGAAAAAAAAACUUUGCAACAGCAGCCCAGAUGUUGAAAUAGUAUAGUAGCAUGCUGAAGAAGAGAGCAAUCUCUCAGUUCACAGACACGCUGUGCUACUUCUGCUGCAUCCAAAGAAGGCAUUGGAGUCUCCUGUCUUUACAUAUGAGCUCUUCCCUGUGUUCUCAGUGUCCUUCACCGAUUGAAUGCAAAGAAUUUUUUGUCUGCAAACUGAACAGGACUUGACUACGGCAACUUUGCACUCUCCGUACCUGAGGCUACACAAUAUUUAAUUCCAAAAUAGCAAAUUGUGGAAUGUCAAGGGUGCAUCUUGCUGCCAAGGAGGAUAUCUGUGCUUGGCUUGGGAAUUAAAAUUCUAUAACUUGACUGUCUACCGCUGGCACUGUAGCAAGCGAUUACUCUGCACAAUGACAGGAUUUCAGCUUAUGUGGCUUGGAAUUUUCUUCAACCUGUGUUAUGGUUUCUACAAUGGCCCCCUGCACCCCGAGAUGUCCAACGGAACUCUGCAUCAUUAUUUUGUCCCUGAUGGGGACUAUGAAGAAAACGAUGACCCUGAGAAGUGUCAGAUGCUCUUUAGAGUGACCGAUGAAAGAUCUUGUGCUUCCGGAGAGGGGCAAUCUCUUUCCUUAAAGGAAGAAUUCAUCGUGAUCAAAAGACAGAUAGAAGACGCCGAGAGAGUACUCGAAAGCAUCAGCAAAAGCAUAUCCUAUGACCUGGAUGGAGAAGAAAGCUACGGAAAAUACCUGGGGAGGGAGUCCUCCCAGAUUAGCGAAGCCUUCUCCAACUCGGAUAAGUCUUUGACGGAACUGGAAUUAAAGUUUAAGCAGAGCCAAGAAAACGAGAUGAACGAGAUGAAGGGGUUAAACGAUGACUUUGUGGAUAUGAUGAUCCACACGAGAGCUGUGCUUAGGGAAACUUUAGAUGUCUCUAUGGGACUUAGGGAUAAACAUGAACUCCUGUCUUUAACUAUUCGAAGCCACGGUGCUAGACUAAGCAGGCUGAAAAAUGACUAUCUGAAAGUUUGAAACCAUGAAAACUGGGGAUUUCCUGUCUUUAAUUUAUGCAGAUUCUUAACAUCUUAAAGUAUUUAAAAGUAGCUAUGACUCAUGCUGUAUGUAUAGCAAAUGCUCAGGAAGUACUGAGUUAUUUCAAAGAUAUCCCUAUGAUCCUAGAAUGACUUCCUCUAUGCGAAAGUGACACAGUGCUCCUUUUUUUUGUUGUUGGUUGACCUGGCACUUAACCCGUUUGACUCCAGGCAGAGCUGCAGCGCAGUCCGAUGCACACCUUUAGUUGGGUUCAAGCAGUCAAUGAGUUAAUUCAUAAAUUAGGAGGAAGUAAAAAUGCAUUAUAACUCUAUGCAUUGUUUUUAAUAUUUAAAUUGCUACAUUCUAUGUCAACAUUUUGGUUGAUCCUUGAACACUUAAAUUUAAGUUGCUGAUAGUCGUGGGGAAUGCAAUAUCAUUUUUUUUUUAGUAGGUUCGCACAUUGAGUUAAAUUAUAUUUUAAAUGUUUAUUUUUCUACAGCCUGAGAUUAGAUCAGGUUCUGUACUAUUAUAGGUACACCUUAUUCUGGUAUAUAUUAUUUAUUUUAUCAGGAUUGUUGCAUUGAUGAAAAUGCAUACGCUGUACAUAAGAAGCAUUCUAUUAUAGAGUAAAUCGCUUGUUUUAUAGGCAUAAGAAUCUUUGAAUAUAUUUGUAUUCUGUUGCACAGAACCGUAUUAUGUAUUAUAUGUGUUUCCUAUGUAAAUGAUGGAACAUUUUUACAAUAUCCUAUAUAAAUGUUAAUAAAAUUAAAGCCAUUUCCUUCGAGUUA
Molecule: messenger RNA, 1927 nt
Organism: Rana temporaria (common frog)
Lineage: Eukaryota; Metazoa; Chordata; Amphibia; Anura; Ranidae
Gene: FIBIN
Product: fin bud initiation factor homolog
Exons: 1
Coding region: 522-1139 (205 amino acids)
Source: RefSeq, a predicted model, not a curated record